AUGAGGUUGAUCCCGGGGGUGAUCCCGAGUGACAAUGAUUCCAGGAGUGAGGGUGAUCCCAGGGAUGACGAUGAUUCCGGGGUUACAGUGAUCCUGGGGGUGACAGUGAUCCCGGGGGUGACAGUGAAUCCGGAGAUGAGGUUGAUCCUGGGGGACAAUGAUUCCGGGAGUGAGGGUGAUCCCGGGGAGGUCACAGUCAGAUUGGAUCACCCAGCAGGACCACAGCGCAGUCAGACUGGAUCACCCAGAGGUCACAGUCAGAUUGGAUCACCCAGCAGGACCACAGCGCAGUCAGACUGGAUCACCCAGAGGUCACAGUCAGAUUGGAUCACCCAGCAGGACCACAGCGCAGUCAGACUGGAUCACCCAGAGGUCACAGUCAGAUUGGAUCACCCAGCAGGACCACAGCGCAGUCAGACUGGAUCACCCAGAGGUCACAGUCAGACUGGAUCACCCAGCAGGACCACAGCACAGUCAGGCUGGAUCACCCAGAGGUCACAGUCAGACUGGAUCACCCAGCAGGACCACAGCACAGUCACACUGGAUCACCCAGAGGUCACAGUCAGAUUGGAUCACCCAGCAGGACCACAGCGCAGUCAGACUGGAUCACCCAGAGGUCACAGUCAGACUGGAUCACACAGCCGGAGCACAGCACAGUCAGACUGGAUCACCCAGCUGGACCACAGCACAGUCAGACUGGAUCACACAGAAGUCACAGUCAGACUGGAUCACCCAGCCGGACCACAGCACAGUCAAGCUGGAUCACCCAGCCGGACCACAGCACAGUCAGGCUGGAUCACCCAGAGGUCACAGUCAGACUGGAUCACCCAGCUGGACCACAGCACAGUCAGGCUGGAUCACCCAGUGGUCACAGUCAGACUGGAUCACCCAGCUGGACCACAGCACAGUCAGACUGGAUCACCCAGAGGUCACAGUCAGACUGGAUCACCCAGAGGCCACCGUCAGACUGGAUCACCCAGAGAGAGUGAGGUCUGCAGAUUCUGGAGAAUCAGAGUGGUGAGACUGCGUCACUGAGAGGUCACAGUGACAUGGAUCACCAAGAGAUUGCAGUGAGACCGGAUGACUGAAAGAUCACAGUAAGACUGUAUAACGGAGAGGUCACAUUGAGACUGCAUCAUAAAGAGAUAAUGAUGAAACUGUAUCACCCAGAUAUCUCAGUAAGACUGUGUCAUCAAGACGUCACAAUGAGACUGUAUCAUCAAAUAGUCAUCGUGAGACUGCAUCACUAAGAGGACAUGGCGAGACUGUAUCACCAAGAGCUCACAAUAUGACUGUAUAUCACUGAGAACUUGUGGUGAGACUGUAUCACCAAGAGAUCACAUUAAGACUGUAUCACCAAUAGGUCACAGUGAGACUGUAUCACUGAGAGAUCACAGUAUAACUGUGUCAUCAAGAGGUCGCAGUGAGACUGUAUCAUCAAGUGAUCAUGGUGAAACUGCAUCACUGAGAGGUCAUAGCAAGACUGUAUCACUGAGAGAUCACAAUAAGACUUUACCACUGAGAGGUCAUGGUGAGACUGUAUCACUAAGAGAUCACAUUAAAACUGUAUCAUUAAUAGGUCACGGUGAGACUGUAUCACUGAGCGAUAACAGUAAGAUUGUGUCAUC
Molecule: messenger RNA, 1628 nt
Organism: Chiloscyllium plagiosum (whitespotted bambooshark)
Lineage: Eukaryota; Metazoa; Chordata; Chondrichthyes; Orectolobiformes; Hemiscylliidae
Source: RefSeq, a predicted model, not a curated record